Symphalangus syndactylus (siamang) is the source of this 5416-nucleotide messenger RNA. It is a transcript of the gene GOLGA1, whose product is annotated as golgin A1. The record is from RefSeq and is a predicted model, not a curated record. Gene Ontology annotation, cellular component: Golgi apparatus. NCBI's taxonomy places the organism in Eukaryota, Metazoa, Chordata, Mammalia, Primates, Hylobatidae.
GGCUGCCCCGGCCUGGGAGUCUGGAGCCUAGGGUUCCGGGAUUCCUCCCUGCGCGACCUUGGACAAGUCGCUCCUCCUCUCUAGGGCUCAGUUUCCCUGCUGUCAAAUGGGAGAGAUGUUGGAUCCUUCCUUUCUUUGACAGUCCAAAGCACGGGCGGGGCUGGAGGGAGCCUGAGGGAGUGAGAUCCAAACUGCCGUGGCAGGCACCUGCCUGCCUCCGUAGGGGUUAGGCAUCUGUCUUUACUCAAUUUUGCCUUGCUUUUUCUCAGUACAAAUCCGUGACCAGACAGCCCAGGGUCUGGCCAGGUAAACAGUAUGUGAGUGUAGUAAUCAACUGAGAAAUAAAUACUGGCUCCAGGAAAACUUAACCUCAUUCAAAUUGUUUUGCUCAGGGCUCCCAGGAAGAAGUGAAUUUAGGCACCCGCUGCGGUGAUCAAUUCUGUUCUCUGCGCUUGACAGAAUGCUUUGACCUCCAAGCUGUUUUAAAUCUAGUAGAUAAGCCAGAUCCUGUGUUGCCAUAAGCCCUUGGCCCACAUUUAAGUGGGAAUGCAGCUAGCUUGGAUGUCUGAAACUUUGUAGGCGCCUGUGUCUGAAUCCUGAUCACAGGCACCGGGACUACUGAGAGCUCGUCAUCCGUGCAGGAUAGCCACACAGCAAACAUGUUUGCAAAACUGAAGAAGAAAAUUGCAGAAGAGACUGCUGUUGCUCAGAGGUCAGGAGGUGCUACUAGGAUCCCACGGUCUGUGAGCAAGGAAUCAGUUGCCUCAAUGGGAGCUGACUCAGGAGAUGACUUUGCUUCCGAUGGAAGCAGCUCCAGAGAAGAUCUUUCAUCCCAGCUCCUGAGAAGGAAUGAACAGAUACGGAAGUUAGAGGCCAGACUUUCUGACUAUGCUGAACAGGUCCGAAACUUGCAGAAGAUAAAAGAGAAGCUUGAAAUUGCAUUAGAAAAACACCAGGAUUCUUCCAUGCGGAAAUUUCAAGAGCAGAAUGAGACAUUCCAAGCCAACAGAGCUAAAAUGGCAGAAGGACUGGCUUUGGCAUUAGCCAGAAAGGACCAGGAAUGGUCAGAAAAGAUGGAUCAGCUUGAAAAGGAGAAAAGUAUUCUGACAGCCCAGUUACAGGAAAUGAAGAACCAGAGUAUGAAUCUUUUCCAAAGGAGAGAUGAACUGGAUGAAUUAGAGGGGUUCCAGCAGCAGGAACUAAGUAAAAUAAAGCACAUGCUUUUAAAAAAAGAAGAAAGUCUAGGGAAAAUGGAACAAGAAUUGGAGGCACGAACCAGAGAACUUAGUCGUACCCAGGAGGAGUUGAUGAACUCCAGUCAGAUGUCAUCAGACUUAAGCCAGAAGCUAGAAGAAUUGCAGAGACACUACUCAACGCUGGAAGAGCAGAGAGAUCAUGUGAUAGCUUCAAAAACAGGUGCAGAAAGUAAGAUCACAGCCCUGGAACAAAAGGAACAAGAGCUCCAAGCACUCAUUCAGCAGCUUUCCAUUGAUUUGCAAAAGGUCACUGCUGAAACUCAAGAGAAAGAAGACAUUAUCACACAUUUGCAAGAGAAGGUUGCAUCCUUGGAGAAGAGACUAGAACAGAACUUAUCAGGAGAAGAACACGUGCAAGAACUCCUGAAAGAGAAAACACUUGCUGAGCAGAAUUUGGAGGAUACCAGACAACAGCUCUUGGCAGCCAGAAGCAGCCAGGCUAGGGCCAUUAACACCCUGGAGACUCGGGUGAGAGAACUGGAGCAGACCUUGCAGGCCUCUGAGGAGCAGCUCCAGCAGAGCAAGAGCGUCGUGGCUGCCCAGGAAGCUCAGAUACAGGAGCUCGCUGCCGCCAACCAGGAGAGCAGCCGUGUGCAGCAGCAGGCCCUUGCUCUGGAGCAGCAGUUCUUGGAGCGCACCCAGGCGCUAGAAGCCCAGAUCGUGGCCCUGGAGAGAGCGCGGGCAGCUGACCAGACCGCCGCAGAGCAAGGGAUGAGACAACUAGAGCAAGAAAAUGCAGCCCUUAAAGAAAGCAGGAAUGAAUAUGAACGUUCCUUACAAAAUCACCAGUUUGAACUAAAGAAGCUGAAGGAAGAAUGGAGCCAAAGAGAAAUUGUGAGUGUGGCCAUGGCUCAAGCCCUGGAGGAGGUGCGGAAGCAAAGGGAAGAGUUCCAGCAACAGGCAGCUAACCUGACAGCCAUAAUAGAUGAGAAGGAACAGAAUCUGCGGGAAAAAACCGAAGUGCUUCUCCAGAAAGAGCAGGAGAUUCUCCAGCUGGAGCGAGGUCACAACUCUGCCCUGCUGCAGAUACACCAGCUGCAGGCCGAGCUGGAGGCCCUGAGGACCCUGAAGGCGGAGGAGGCUGCAGUGGUCGCAGAGCAGGAGGACCUGCUGAGGCUGCGGGGCCCACUGCAGGCUGAAGCGCUCUCAGUCAAUGAGUCGCAUGUGACCUCGAGGGCCAUGCAGGACCCUGUGUUCCAGCUUCCAACUGCAGGAAGAACACCAAAUGGUGAAGUUGGGGCCAUGGAUCUCACACAGCUACAGAAGGAGAAACAGGACUUGGAGCAGCAACUUCUGGAGAAAAAUAAGACCAUAAAGCAGAUGCAGCAGCGGAUGCUGGAGCUCCGGAAGACUCUGCAGAAGGAGCUGAAAAUCAGACCCGAUAAUGAGCUCUUCGAAGUCCGGGAGAAACCUGGACCUGAGAUGGCAAACAUGGCACCUUCCGUCACGAAUAACGCUGACCUGAUGGAUGCCCGCGAGAUCAACUUUGAGUACCUUAAACAUGUGGUUUUAAAAUUCAUGUCCUGUCGCGAAUCCGAGGCUUUUCAUCUUAUAAAAGCUGUGUCAGUGUUGCUGAACUUUUCCCAAGAGGAGGAGAACAUGCUCAAGGAAACUCUGGAAUAUAAGAUGUCAUGGUUUGGGUCGAAACCAGCUCCCAAGGGCAGCAUCCGGCCGUCUAUCUCAAACCCUCGGAUACCAUGGUCCUAGAGGGGACUACCCAAGGAUGGAGCUCCAUGGGUUGACACUUUUUCUGUGAAAAGAACACUGACACACCAGUCUGGGUGGGUUUUUAAUCACUGUAACUGCAGUAUUUUGUACAAGCGUCUAAACAUUGUUUACAAGACUAAGGCCCACUUCCCUGCAGGCUGACCUGAACCUCAGGGGGUAGCUGAUCCUGUCAUUCUGGUCACCAAACAGGAGGGUCCUGGCACUACCCAGAUUUCCACAGUGCUGCUAAUAUCCCAGCUCCAGCCAGCACCCCGUCUGCACCUGAAUCCUCUAACUUCACGUUAGCACUUACAGCUGAAGCCAUCAGCAUGCUAUGGGAGGUAGAGACGGCUCUUUGAGAUGGUGCCCGGCAGGCCAAACCCACCUGCCUCUGCCAGGAACAGCCAACUCCAUGGGAACUCUAUGGGAGUGGCUUUUAAAAAUUCAGAUGAGUUAGAAGCUUUUUAUCCCUUCCUCUCAAGAAACUAUUCUUUCACCUUGUCUCUCAAACCACCUAGAACUUUAGAGGAUCCAUCUUUAAGGGCCAGUGUGGAUGAAUGAGGAAUACGCAACUUUCUGACGGUAUCUCCACUUUACUUAAGAAAACUAGCGGCCGGGCACGGUGGCUCAAGCCUGUAAUCCUAGCACUUUGGGAGGCCGAGGUGGGCAGAUCACGAGGUCAGGAGUUCGAGACCAUCCUGGCCAACAUAGUCAAACCCUGUCUCUACUAAAAAUGCAAAAAAAUUAGCCGGGCGUGGUGGCGGGCGCCUGUAGUCCCAGCUACUCGGGAGGCUGAGGCAGGAGAAUGGCGUGAACCUGGGAGGCGGAGCUUGCAGUGAGCCGAGAUGGUGCCACUGCACUCCAGCCUGGGGGACACAGCCAGACUCUGUCUCAAAAAAAAAAAAAGAAAACUGGCAAAUAUAUGAAAAGACCCUUAGUACCAAAUACACUCAAUUGCCUUUUUAAUGAAUGUACUUGUCUUGGAUAGGUUGCUGGUAAACCAUUUUAAACUAUUUUUUAUAGCUGAAGUUCUUCACUACUAUAAACAUGUCUUCUGUACUAUAAAAUCCAUUUAACUGGUGUUCUUAAAAUCAGAGCGUCCAGAGGAAAUUCUUCCUAAAACUAGGAUUCCUGUUCCUUUGUCUUCUCACUCGCACUCUGGCACUGCUCCCUCUGAAGUGCAGUGGGAUCUCGUGUGCUUUGUCUUGAUUCUGUGCCGCGCUACCACUGGGCGAUGCAGAUCACCUGUCUUCUACUGAAGGACAGUCCGCUGUCUCCAGUGGGGGCAGCAGCUGUCCCCCAGCCUUGAUGGAGACAUUGGGGCAGUCUGCCUUGUGUGUGGAGCCACUCUCUCUCCCUCAUCCCACCCCAAAUACUUAAAAGACACUACACCCAGACGGCGCCCAGCUGGCUGCAGCACUUGUAGCAUGCACAUGACUCUGGUAGUAACCAACAAAAACUUGUUUUAUGGAUUCCUCGUUACUGAGGAAAGGGAACAUGCUGGUUCUGGAAAAGCCACAAUAUUGAAUCUAAAAGGAAACCGUUUAUUGUUUGAUGACAGUUUCACUGGUUAAAUAAAAAUCUAAAUUAAUAACUGGAGCUCCUAAAUUUAUUAUCCAUUAUCCAGCGAUGGAAAGUUGUACUUCUCAAUCAUGCUUAGGGCCAAAAUAGGUAUAUAAAAUGUGUCACAGAAAAACACGUAUUUGCAACGUUAACCUAAGGAAAUUUCCAUGAAGAACCAAGCCAGGGCAGCAUCUCCUUAGUCCCAGCUCAGGCUCUCUGCCUUCCAGAGGCCCCUUCUCCAGUGACUAACCUCCUCAUCUGGCUCCUCCUUGCAGACAGUUAUCCCUUGUUUAGAACACGAAUUUCCAUUUACCUGGUGGGAACACGAAACAGGAGUCUCUUCUGUUUUGCAAGUUUGAUGGGUAAGAGGUAGCCUUUUUUCAAAGUAGGAUUUCCUUUUUCAACUGUUCCAGGAAAGAAUCUCAGACUGGGUAGCUCACAGCCAGCCAAAGGCAGCUACAUUUCCACAGAAGCCCGUCCGCUGCCUCCGUGGCUUCUCCAGCCACUGAACUGGUCCCACACGCACCCCAGGCCCCGCUCCUCGGCAGUUUUAGGUGUAGCUGUGGGGCCCAUUCCUAGGUCUGUACUCACUUUAGGAAGGCUUCACUGAUUAGGCUUUUCUCCUGCAUGUUGAAUUUCUUUCAGCUUUAAGAGGAAGAGUGGAGUAAAUAUUCUAAGUGAUUUAAUGCACUUUGACUUGUAUAAAACUUUCUGUGUUAGCGACGGUAUCUAUAGCCCUUUAUACGAGCGAUGGAUCUUGAGCUCUCCUUCCAUGUUGUAAAUAAUAGGGAUUGUAUUCUUGAAAACUGCUGUAGAAAAUUCAUCUGUGGUGCAAUACACUUUUUGAUUAAAGCUCUUCAAUCCAGAUGCAACUACAAUGGAUUUUACUA